GCCGCUUUAUAUCUUUCUGAAAAAAGACAGGCUGUGUUACAGACAGCGAGCGCUUCUGCCUUCUCCCACACCAUCUGGUUGUCUUCAAGGACACAAUAACCACACAGCAAGAUGUGCAAAGGAUUAGCAGCCUUACCCCACACAUGUCUGGAGAGAGCCAAAGAAAUCAAGACAAAAUUGGGCACCCUCCUCCAGAAGCCAGACUCAUCUAUUGACCUGAUUAUCCCUUACCCAGAGAAGCCGGCAAAGGUUCAAAAGCCUUCCCCAGAAGAAGCUUGGCAGUGGCGCAAUUCCUUGGAAAAGCUCCUUCAAAACCCUUGUAAGUCUUUUGUGAAUAUUGACCAUUUCACCAAGUCAGUGACCAUGAAGAAUCUGGUGGAACCAUCUGUAAGCACUUUUGACCUGGCCCAGAAGAGAAUCUUCAUGCUGAUGGAGAAGGAUUCCCUGCCCAGAUUUGUGCGAUCCAACUUAUAUGAAGAGUUAGUAAAAUAGCAGUGUGGCAAGCUGUGCAAGGCAUUGAUACACCAGCGCAGGGUCAUUGCUUCCUCCAGUCCCUAGUAAUCAACAUGUGUUAUUUAUAUGGAUAAUUGCUUUGCUUUGUAUUUAUUCCAGGCUUUAAAAACUUAAAGUCUGUGUUGUUAAACAUAGUGACCAUGCUAUACUGUUUUGGUCUUUAUUUUACUUCCUUACCUCUCUUUUUAUUUCCACUACUCAAUGUCACUGUCACAAAAAUUGGCUUAGAUAAUACCCCAACCAAAAGUAUGACACCAAUUAUUUACAUGCAAAAGACCAAAUUGUUUGUAUGACCUUCUGUCUGCCUUUGAUAUCAAGUUUGUAGAAUCAAGGACAACCCAGUUUUUAGAAUCUUAGGGAUAUACCAUUUGUCCUAAAAAGAAUUCUGACCUGGGUAGCCUACAAACAUUGUUCAGUUAGCAAGUUAGUAAUCAGAUACACAAUAUACACAUAGUUUUCAAUCCAUGUGACAAAUAUACGUUAUUGACAAUGAAGCAAUCACAAGUUAACCAGUAACUUCACAGUGUCAUAGACAAAAUAAAGGAGAAUGCAACAUGUAUAAAAGAAGGAAAAAAAUCAAGCCUCUAUUUGUCACAUAUCACUCAUAGCUAUGGAGAAGAUAGAAAACAGCAUGACUUAGUCAAGGGAAUACAAAACAAAAACACAGCCAUAAAAACAAUGUCUUUUGCUUUUUAGAUAAUUCUCAGUGAACUGUAUUUCAUAUUACUACCAGAAAUAAUGCUCUCACAAGAUUUUAACUACAAUUUAGCAGGUAAAUAUCUCAUUUGACUGCAUCCAUUUAUGAUGACAGCUAGUAUUUACUAUGUUGUCAUGAACCAAUGGAAACUAGUAAAUAUCAGCAUUUGCUACAUAAAGUAAGGAAAUAUUUAACAAGAAAUCCCUCAAAUGAAACCGAGUUAUCUUAAUAUGAGAAUCCUUGAAGUAUAUUUUGCAGUUUGUAGCAAGAAGGUGAUGAUUUUGGGUUUAUGAAAAAAAAUUCUAAAGUUAAUUAUAUGCAAAAGAACAAUUAUAUAUUACUGGAAUUAAAUAAUCAACUGAUCAGAGUUAAGCGGUUGAUCAAAAUCCUGGGCUGAUUUGUUAUUAAAAGAGCAGCUUGAUAAAACUCAUAAAUUGAUAUAUACCCUCACAGCUAGCAGACAAUAGACAUCAUAUAAUAAUGAAAUAGUUACAAUAUCCAUUUUUAAAUAAAAAGUCUUUUCAUAGAAGCUGAAGAAUAUUGAUCGGGACAAUUUGUCACCCAAAAAACUAAAUGCAUUCUACUAAAAUUUAUCCACUACUUCAUUAAAUCUUCUAUUUUUGCAGAUUUAAUCAGUCAAUAAAACCAGAUUUUAAGCUUUCUGUGGAAUAUACACAGUUUAGGGGAUUUCAGGUUGUGAAGGUUCUAUCUAUUAUUAAAUAGAGAAUAUUCACUCUUAGAAUAGCAGUGAUGGAUUCAGAAUCCUUUCUGCAGUGCUAAGAAUGUGAAAAAAUUCAAACUCUGCGCUAAAUGGCUAUUACUAAAAUAUUUAGGAAAGGGGUAAGACUGAAUAAAUCAGCGGACCUGCCCAAACAGUAUGACUUGUUUAACAACCCAGACCUUAUGUUGCUUCUCUUAUCUAUUUCUUUUCCGUAUUAAAUUUAUAAGUGUUAUAUUUUUAUAAUGGCCCUGCACAAAUUCCAGUGUCCAUGCACAGCUUUAAAUAACCUCCCUGAAAUCUUCUUAUAAAUUACGAUAAAAAUAUUUAAGCUGAACCUUAAGCUGAACCUCUGUCUGUAGCACACUUCCCAAAGUAUUAUUUUACCACACACUUUAACCACAAGAUUUAAAUCUUCUUGUAAUAUAUACUAUGUACUAGUAAGAUCAGUGACAUGAAUAGAAAAGGUAUCCAGAUAGAGUUGAAAAAAUGCAUUUAAUUUUUUUAAAAAAUAGACCAAUUGUACUAGUCUAAAAAUCAAUUUACAGUUAAAGCCUCUACUUUGAAAAAUACUAGUCAACCAUUCAAUAUAGGUGAGAAACCUUUCAAUGCUGUUUGCACAUCGUCAUUGGCUGUGGUGGAAGGCCAGGGCGAUUUCAUGUCAUGGCAGGAUGUGCACAGAGUCAGUUUCAAGCUGACAAGUUGUCUAACAUCAUCCAGCUAGAGGUUGAUUUAAAUUCCUCUCUAAUGUAAUAUUUUUUUCUGAUUUCUUUUUCUCAGAGACACAAAUGGUUGUAAUAUUUUAUUUUUAUCAAAAGGGGAGGUAAGCCAUAAUUAUUACCAUGCCCCUCAUAUGAUCUAGUGGAGCUCAUGCAAAAGAUGGUCAAACUGAAUUGGGCCCAAAUACUCCUAAUGUGGUUUAGUUUUUCCCUGCAUCCUGAGCAGCAAAAGGAAAAGAAAAAAACAGGGGGGAAGGGACCCAAGUGCUCUGGUUCCCUUGUUUUUUUUUUCUUACUUUAUCCUUCUACACAUCAGUAUCCUCUUCUUACUUCAUUAGGUUUCAGUUGCCUCAUUCCUGCCCCAUAAUAUUCAUUUUUCCAACUGCUAAGUGCCAGCCUUUAGCACUUAGGCAACCAAUCCAACUACCAAUAGUGACUAAACAGCACUGGAUCUUGCAUCUCUCUUCUUAGAGUGCUCUCAGUUGAAUGAGCAUUUAAUAGCGUAACAAAUGUAGAUUUGGCCUGUUAAAUAUAUCCAAAAAGAUAAGUUUCAGAAAAUUUCACCAGCCAGGUCAUCAUUUCCAGUUCUCUUGAACUGCUUAAUAAACAACAUCUGCUCUCCCAAGACAGAAAUAUUAGCAAACUGUCUGGCCUUUUAAGAAAAGUCAAGUUGAAAGGAAAUACCACAGAAUAACUACUCUACAAUGCUUUAAUUAUCUUCUUCUCUUGAAAAAAAAGAUAAAAAAAUGAGAGAUUGAUCCUUGUGAAAUUGUGAGGGGAUUAUGUAAUUAUUUCCAGAGUCCAUUUUGGAGAGCAUGUCCAUCCUACUGGCUCACAAGUCAUUAAGAUCCUGGAGGGAAUUUUCCAGUUACAGCCAUAGCAACUGGUGCCUUAGGCAAACCAAGCACUUGGUUCUUCACUCUCAAACCCUAAGGGUAGAUUUCUGUCCUGAAAUCUGAAGGAGCUUGUCAAUAAGUUUAACCCAGCAGUCUCCUUACUUGGCUCUAUGACAUCCCUAUUGACUUGAAAUGGAAUAAACAAAGGUUCAACAAGUUUGUUAAAAUCGUAGUAAAAAAAUAACUUAUAAAUGUUGCUUCCACACUAACAGGCUAAAUAUAUCAUGCAUGGCUAAAGAUUAGGGUUAAAUCUCAGCAACAUCAUGAGAAUUAAAAAGUUAUGCAUUAUUUUUUUCCUAACUUCACUGCACAGAAUAUAUUAGGCUAAAUUCUCUCCAUGCAUCUAAAAAUGGAAAUAUUUAGGUAUGUUUUGUCUCUUGAAAUGGGUAUAGGAUUUGGAUUCAAAUUUAUAUCAGAACAUGAUAAUUAUACAGACUUCUCUAGCUCAUUAUUAUAUUAUUCUCAAUGGCUAUUGUUGGUUCAUUCUGGAUAGAAAGCAAUGUGAUUAUAAUUGUAAAAGUUUUGAAUUGGGUGUGGCUAUGAGCAUUCUGUACAAAAGGUUUAUCUUUAGGAGUUGUCCUGUUUUGAUUCCUUAUAGGUACAGUAUAUUUAUAGACCACAGUUUUAAAGCAACUUCAAAAUCAAAUAUACUUAGGGUUUGAGGGUGGGGAUCAACUGCUUGGUUUGCCUAGGACACCAGUUGCUAGCAACUGGAUUAGAGACAUCACUGAGGGUGGCUUGUUAGAAGCACAUUUCAGACCUAGUGUUCCUCAAGGUAUGGCAUGGGAUGUAGGUUCAGAUGGUCAAAUAUACUUUUCUCUUGUUCACUCUGCCUCUUCUUUAAGUCCUGGGUGCAUGGCACGAAUGAGGUCCUCAUAUUUUAUUCUGAUACCAACAACUCUAUGAGGUAGAUCAAGCUGAGCAAAAGGAAGCUGUUGAAGGCUGUCCAACAAAUUUCCUGACUGAUUUUCAACAUCCAAAGUGCAAUACACCAGGGGACAAUCUGCUUCUCACUUCAAAGCCACUAUAACAACUAACAGAUGAGCAGCACUUAAUAAAACUAAUGAAAUACUCUCAAAGAUUCUUCAUAUUUGUAAUUGCUAUUCAAGACCAAAAGAUGUCAAAUACAAAGAAAGAUAUUAAUUUCAAAGAAAUUUAGGGUGCUGUGCUCUACAACAAUGGAUUCUAAGUAGCAAUAGCACUUGGAUUUACAUAUUGCUUCACAGUGCUUUACAGCCCUCUCUAAGCAAUUUACCAAGUCAGCAUAUUGCCCCUGACAAUCUGGUUCCUCAUUUUAUUGACCUUGGAAGGAUGGAAGGCUGAAUCAGCCUUGAGCCAGUGAGACUUGAACUGCUGAACUGCAGGCAGCUGGCAGUUAGCAGAAGUAGCCUGCAGUACUGCAUUCUAACCACUGAGCCAUUACAGCUCUAGUAAUUUCCAAAAUGCGAUUAAUAAUAAAUUAUCUUCAUAUUCCCGGAUUUUCUUUAAUUGAGGCUAUUUUUUGAAUGGGAAGGAGAUAGAGACCGGAAAAAAAAUUACCCCAUUUCUUUUUCAUUUUUUGGGGGAAUGUAUUGCUUAUCAUAUUAGCAGACAUCCAUUAUUCUGAUUUGGUCUAGCAGAUAGAAGUAUCCAUAGCAAUGGUCACUGGCUUCAGCUUGGCAGGUGCAGCUGGGCAAGGGAAGCCCCAUAUCUUUUUACAUGCAUGUAAUGUGUGCAAUGCUAAAACGUGGCAGGGUUCAAGUCACUUGGUGGUGCCCACCAUUUUGUAGGCAGUGAAAGGAAAACAUUCAUCACAUGGUAUAAGAAUUUUAUUGUGAACAGGGAAAAAUCAGGUAAAUCAUAAUUGCAACUUUGACACAUUGCACAUUAUUCUCGCAAAGGUUUCACUUAAAGAUUCCAUUCAAAAUUGUGUCAUUUUUUGGUUUGCCACAGCAAAUACAAAUGUGAAAUGUUUCCUGAUUUUUGAGACAUAUUUUAACAAUAUCAGUAGAUCCAAACUACUGUUUACUUUUUGGUAAUCGAGACAUCUGCCAGACAUAAACUUCCAAUCUUUCACAUAAAAGUAGAGUUGUAAAAGACGUUGUAUUCUAUUUAAUUUAGAAGGCCAUGCAUGUCAUACUGUGCGUGAGGAAUAGGAGAGGGGGAGGGAGAGAAGAAGAGAGGAUUGCAGAUUUUUAUUAUGAUUAUUUUAGAUCCUGCUAGUGAGAUGGUGGUCUUGUCAUAGCUGAUAUAUUAUUUAUCCUAUUUUGAUUAUUAAAUAACACACAUUAGUUAUAUAUUUAUAUUCAUCUUACUUUUUUAUUAUUGCUUGUAGGCUUAUAUAUAAUAAAUAUUGUGUCAGGGUUCCAAGUAACAACCCCAAAGCAAUCAGAACUCUGAGGCCUAGAGUUUCCUCAAAGCAUAAUUUUAUUUGGGAUGUCAUAUUGGCAUGGCUGGUGAAAACCUGACUCUGAAAGACCUGGAGUUUUCCUCACCAAAAUCAAAACCCAAAGUUCUUGCCCCCCAGGUCACAUGUCUAUCAUGUGCUCCAAUCAGGUUGCAGGCCCAACUCCAGUUGGCUUUGGUCCAUGCCCUUCCAACACCUGAUAAAACAUCCUUGGCUCCCACGGAAAAGAAUGCUAUUUUGGUUACACAUCCCCCAGCUUCCUCCAUCACGUUCCCACAGCUCCACCUGGCCUCGCUAUGGCAGCCCUGAAGAUGCUUCCAAAAUGGCUUCACGGCUGACAUAAUUGGCAAAGACCUCUAAAUUCUUCUCCUGCACAAACUGCAUGAAUGAAUAGAAUGUAAGCAAGUUGUAUUCUUCUAACACUUCUAUUCAUUCAGGCUGAGCAGAAAACUUUUCCAGUAGAUUUAACUAUGUAAUAACUUUUUUUCUAAAUGUGUAUGAUAUCUUUUGCUAGAGUAUAGUAAUUUGCGAUUUGAAAAGUGCAAGUCACAGAUGGAUAUCAGAUUAAAAAUAUAUAACCAGCUUUUCAUCCAGUCUUAAAUAAAGCAUGUCUUACCAUUUCAUAAAGUGCUUGUUGUUUUGUACAAUACUGUUAGGCAACUGCCUUUUGGAAACAAAAUAAAGGCAUAUGAAUA
Molecule: messenger RNA, 6624 nt
Organism: Ahaetulla prasina
Lineage: Eukaryota; Metazoa; Chordata; Lepidosauria; Squamata; Colubridae
Product: regulator of G-protein signaling 5-like
Exons: 4
Coding region: 112-492 (126 amino acids)
Source: RefSeq, a predicted model, not a curated record